GCAUAUGCACUUAUAAGUUGCAGGGUAUGGUCCCUUCAAUUAUAUGAAGGGCAUGUGGUUCACAACUUUUGGUUAUAAUCAGUACUGCUCAAAGUUUGUUGUGCUGAGUUGAGGAGCACAAACUAUUCAACUCAAGCUCCAAAAAAUGGCUUACUUUGGGAACAUAAUAGGUGAAAUAUCAUGGAUUUGUCUGAAGAAUUUUGAUUUCAAUUCCUUAUGUUCACAAAGAAGCUUAAUAGACACUAUCAAUAUACUCUUUCUUUGUGUCUACUACACAUCUUUGCUUAUCACUUUAAUCAGAAAAAGUUCUACAAAUGAAAGCCAAAGAAAAAACUGGAUUUUCCUUAUUGUUUCAAUAUGUUGUGGUGUUAUUGGCAUUGCACUUUUCAGUAUUGGCUUGUGGAAUCUCAUAGUCAAAAGUGAUAACUUUGAGCAUUGGAGUAGCAUUAUCAUAGGAUUCAUUUGGAUUUCUUUUGCUAUUUCUUUGCUUGUUCAAAGAGUCAAAUGGAUUAGAAUAUUAAACAGUAUAUGGUGGGGAUCUUCUUGUGUAUUGGUUUCAGCACUCAACAUUGAAAUUCUGUUAAAAAAUCAUGCCAUUGAAACUUUUGAUAUCACAAUAUGGCUUGUACACUUUCUUCUUCUAUUCUGUGCCUUCAAAAAUCUUGAUUAUUUAGGAACUCAUAGUGUCCAAGAAUGUUUGUCUGAACCACUUUUAGCUCAAAAAAAUGAAACUAAACAAAUAGGAUUAGGCCAUGCUACAUUUCUCAACAAAGUGAUUUUCUCUUGGGUUAAUUCUUUACUAAGUUUGGGUUACUCAAAGUCACUAGCUCUAGAAGAUAUCCCUUCCCUUGUUUCUGAAGAUAAAGCAGACAUGAGUUAUCAAAACUUUGUGCAUGCAUGGGAGUCCCUUGUAAGAGAUAGGACAAAGAACAAUACAAAGAACUUGGUUCUUUGGUCUAUUGUCAGAACUUACUUAAAAGAAAACAUAUUAAUAGCAUUUUAUGCAUUACUAAGAACAAUUGCUGUUGUGGUUUCACCUCUAAUACUCUAUGCUUUUGUUAACUACUCAAAUAAAACUGAGGUAGAUCUUAAUGAAGGUCUUUCCAUAGUUGGUUUUUUGAUUCUUACAAAGUUGGUUGAGUCUUUCUCCCAAAGACAUUGGUUUUUUAACUCAAGAAGGUCAGGAAUGAAAAUGAGGUCAUCUCUAAUGGUGGCAGUUUAUAAAAAACAGCUAAAGCUUUCAAGUUCAGCAAGGACAAGACACUCGGCCGGCGAGAUUGUUAAUUACAUUGCAGUUGAUGCAUACAGAAUGGGAGAAUUUCCAUGGUGGUUUCAUAUAACAUGGACUAGUGCACUGCAACUUGUUCUGUCCAUUGUUAUUCUUUUCGGCAUUGUUGGUAUUGGUGCUCUUCCUGGUUUAGUCCCUCUUCUUAUAUGUGGACUUCUCAAUGUACCAUUUGCAAGGAUCCUACAAAAUUGUCAGUCACAGUUUAUGAUCGCGCAGGACGAACGUCUUAGAUCAACUUCAGAGAUUCUAAAUAGUAUGAAGAUCAUUAAGUUACAAUCAUGGGAAGAAAAAUUCAAGAGCUUAGUCGAGUCUUUACGCGAUAAAGAGUUCAUAUGGUUGUCAAAAGCACAGAUCAUGAAAGCUUUUGGAUCAUUUCUUUAUUGGAUGUCUCCUACCGUUGUAUCUUCUGUUGUUUUCCUUGGAUGUGCUAUUUCCAAGAGUGCACCAUUGAAUGCUGAAACCAUUUUCACAGUUCUUGCAACAUUGAGAAACAUGGGAGAACCUGUUAGAAUGAUUCCAGAGGCUCUAUCCAUUAUGAUUCAAGUUAAGGUUUCCUUUGAUCGUCUUAGUAACUUUUUGCUUGAUGAAGAACUAAACAAUGAUGGUAGUGGAAGAAACUUAAAGCAGUGUUUAGUUAAUGCUUUGGAAAUUCAAGAUGGCAACUUCAUUUGGGAUCAUGAAUCUGUGUCUCCAACUUUAACAGAUGUGAAUUUAGAAAUCAAAUGGAGACAGAAAAUUGCAGUUUGUGGACCAGUUGGAGCUGGAAAAUCAUCUCUUCUGUAUGCAAUACUUGGAGAGAUUCCCAAAAUUUCAGGAACUGUUAAUGUAGGUGGAACUCUUGCAUAUGUUUCUCAAUCUUCUUGGAUACAAAGUGGAACGGUUCGAGAUAAUAUACUCUUUGGAAAGCCAAUGGACAAAACAAGAUAUGAGAAAGCAAUUAAAGCUUGUGCCUUAGAUAAGGAUAUUAAUGAUUUUAGCCAUGGUGAUCUUACAGAAAUUGGUCAGAGAGGGAUUAACAUGAGUGGAGGACAAAAGCAAAGGAUUCAACUCGCUCGAGCAGUCUAUAAUGAUGCUGAUAUUUAUCUCCUUGAUGAUCCUUUCAGUGCAGUUGAUGCACAUACAGCUGCAAUACUAUUCAAUGAAUGUGUGAUGACUGCUUUAAGAGAGAAAACAGUCAUUCUUGUUACUCAUCAAGUGGAGUUUCUCUCAGAAGUUGAUAUAAUAUUGGUAAUGGAGGGUGGAAAAGUUAUUCAAUCAGGUAGUUAUGAGAAUCUCCUAACAGCUGGAACAGCCUUUGAACUACUUGUGAGUGCUCAUAAAGACGCAAUUAAUGAGUUGAAUCAAGAAGAUGAAAAUAAAAGAGGUUCUGAAAAUGAGGUUUUUUCUAGAAAUCAAAGUGAGGGAGAGAUUUCUAGUACCAAGGAUCUACUUGGAGCACAACUUACACAAGAGGAAGAAAAAGUGAUUGGUAAUGUUGGAUGGAAGCCAUUUUGGGAUUAUAUUAAUUAUUCCAAAGGGUCAUUCAUGUUGUGUUUCAUCUUAUUAGCACAAUCUGUUUUUAUGGCUUUGCAAACUGCAUCAACUUUUUGGCUUGCUAUAGCCAUUGAAAUUCCAAAAGUAACUAGUGCCAUUUUGAUUGGAGUUUAUUCAUUAAUUGCUUUUGCUAGUGCUGGUUUUGUAUAUCUAAGGUCUUACUUGACUGCAAUUCUUGGAUUAAAAGCUUCUAUUACUUUCUUCUCAAGCUUCAAUACAGCUAUUUUCAAUGCUCCAAUGUUGUUCUUUGAUUCAACUCCUGUAGGGAGAAUUUUAACCAGAGCUUCAUCAGAUUUGAGUAUCGUGGACUUUGAUAUUCCUUAUUCCAUCACCUUUGUAGCAUCUAUAGCUAUUGAAGUUCUGGUUAUAAUUUGUGUAAUAGUUUCAGUCACAUGGCAAGUUCUCAUUGUUGCUGUUCCUGCAAUGGUUGCAUCAAUAUUCAUUCAGCAAUAUUAUCAAGCAACUGCAAGGGAACUAAUACGGAUCAACGGUACCACGAAAGCUCCAGUCAUGAAUUUUACAGCUGAGACAUCACUUGGAGUGGUUACUGUAAGAGCAUUCAACAUGGUAGACAGAUUUUUCAAAAACUACUUAAAACUUGUGGACACAGAUGCUUCAUUGUUCUUUCAUUCUAAUGUGGCUAUGGAAUGGUUAGUUUUAAGGAUUGAAGCACUUCAAAAUUUGACUGUUAUCACUGCAGCUUUAUUGCUUGUUCUACUUCCUCAGGGAUAUGUAUCCCCAGGACUUGUGGGGCUGUCCCUUUCUUAUGCUUUUACAUUGACAGGAGCUCAAAUAUUUUGGACUAGAUGGUUUUCCAACCUAUCAAACUAUAUUAUCUCUGUUGAAAGAAUUAAACAAUUCAUUCACAUACCAGCUGAGCCUCCAGCCAUUGUAGAAAACAACCGACCUCCAUCUUCAUGGCCUUCCAAGGGAAAGAUUGAUCUUCAAGGCUUGGAGAUUAGAUAUCGUCUGAAUGCUCCAUUAGUCCUUAAAGGAAUCACUUGUACAUUUAAAGAAGGGAGUAGGGUUGGAGUUGUUGGAAGGACAGGAAGUGGAAAAAGCACACUGAUCAGUGCUUUGUUUCGCUUAGUUGAGCCUUCAAGAGGUGAUAUUCUUAUUGAUGGGAUGAACAUUUGUUCAAUGGGGUUGAAAGAUUUGAGAAUGAGGCUAAGCAUAAUCCCUCAAGAACCAACUCUUUUCAAGGGCAGCAUUAGAACAAACCUAGACCCUCUAGGCCUCUACUCAGAUGAUGAAAUAUGGAAGGCUGUAGAGAAAUGUCAGCUAAAGGAAACAAUCAACAAGCUACCAAGUCUCUUAGACUCUUCUGUAAGUGAUGAAGGUGGAAAUUGGAGCUUAGGACAACGCCAAUUAUUUUGUCUUGGAAGAGUUCUACUAAAAAGAAACAAAAUUCUUGUUCUAGAUGAAGCUACAGCAUCCAUUGACUCUGCUACAGAUGUCAUUCUACAAAGAGUAAUUAGACAAGAAUUUGCAGAAUGCACAGUUAUAACUGUGGCUCAUAGAGUUCCAACUGUAAUAGACAGUGAUAUGGUCAUGGUCCUAUCUUAUGGGAAAUUGGUGGAAUAUGAUGAGCCUUCAAAACUAAUGGACACCAACUCUUCAUUCUCUAAGCUUGUAGCUGAAUAUUGGUCUAGUUGCAGGAAGAAUUCCUUCCCAAAGAUUGGCAUGCAGCAGCAAUGAAUAAUUACUUUAUGUAAAAUAAAGUUUAUCAAAUAAAUUGAAGGAGAUUCAUAUCCAAAUAGUUAUGAGCCAAGAUGAAAGUUGGUCAAAUAAUGUGCUUCAAUUUAUAUAUAUAUAUAAUUACUAGAUUAUCAAUUAUAGAUCUUUGAUGUUUCAAUUUUGA
Cicer arietinum (chickpea) is the source of this 4682-nucleotide messenger RNA. RefSeq names its product ABC transporter C family member 8. Gene Ontology annotation, cellular component: membrane. The record is from RefSeq and is a predicted model, not a curated record. NCBI's taxonomy places the organism in Eukaryota, Viridiplantae, Streptophyta, Magnoliopsida, Fabales, Fabaceae. Gene Ontology annotation, biological process: transmembrane transport. Gene Ontology annotation, molecular function: ABC-type transporter activity; ATP binding; ATP hydrolysis activity.